This is a messenger RNA of Mollisia scopiformis, 2640 nucleotides long. RefSeq lists its product as uncharacterized. The record is from RefSeq and is a predicted model, not a curated record. Gene Ontology annotation, molecular function: MAP kinase tyrosine/serine/threonine phosphatase activity; protein tyrosine/threonine phosphatase activity. Gene Ontology annotation, biological process: negative regulation of MAPK cascade; protein dephosphorylation. NCBI's taxonomy places the organism in Eukaryota, Fungi, Ascomycota, Leotiomycetes, Helotiales, Mollisiaceae. The coding region runs from base 175 to 2277 and encodes 700 amino acids. Gene Ontology annotation, cellular component: nucleus; cytoplasm; cytosol. The transcript has 2 exons.
GCGCCGCAGAGGACCUGAUCUUUCAGCGCAGUCGCGAAUACUCCACUAUCUCACCGGCAGACAACAUUAUCGUGUCCGAUCGAGCAUCGAGCAAGGAAAUCCAGACAACGAGCAGACGGGGUUCUGGUGCAGGCAACAGAAAGGAAAGGGUAUUCGCAGUGUCAGACUUCCAAGAUGCCGUCAGCAGCCGGUCCCAGAAUGUAUGAGAACCACAUACCGUCGUUCAUGUCGGUGUAUGAUAUGGAGCCAUCAUCAGAUAGUGUCGCGCUGGAUCCUCCCAAACUAUCGGGAUCAUUACAUACGAUCAAAGAGACACAGUCGAGACAACAGUCAGAAGAGGAUACUGAAAACGCCCACACUCAAAUACAUUCACAUCAGCACCGAGAAAGCACGUCGACUCAAGCUUCAGACUCAACCGACUCAUCACCUACAACAACAAUAUCUACCAUAGACUCGUCAUCAUUAUCAGAUCCAUCUCCCAGCUCGUCACCAGAGUCUCCAAUAACCCUUGUCCCAUUAUCUUCCUUCUCUGGAACGACCUUCGGUGGUUUAGAUUCCUUCCAAAAUCUCAAGAUGGUAGACACAAACCCGCUGCGAUUACCUCUUAGCGAUGAGCGACCCAUGACAUCGCCUUCACCCCGGAAAUCGAAGAAUCCCAAAAGUCUUGCCUUGAAUCUGAACUCGAGUGUUGAUAGCUUAAAUCAAGGCUCCGAACCCUCAUCGCCAUCAUUUAUAAAGCCACCGACACUGAAGGGAAGACGGAAACCAAGUCUUUUGAGUUUGAACACAGGUGCUGCAAACAACGUCUCGCUGAAUUUGGAAGCACCAGGAUCACCAUCCGUACCAAGCAUGAUGCAACGACGAGGUCUCAAGCACUCGAUUUCGUCUCCACAAAUAUUGUCGACACCAGGCUUUGGGCCCAGUGGUGGCAUGACAUUCGGUGAAAGAAAGCCUCCACUAGGCGCUUCGAGAUUCAAAGAAUCGAACCUUGCCAUGAAUACAUUCACCAUCGACGAAGAUGUACAAGAAGCCCCUGCUGGUGUUCAAAUGGCCACCCGGAUACCAGGUGUUGCUGUUGGUGGUGACUCUUUUGAUCGGCCACAUUCCGGAGAAGACGCAAAAUCUCCUUCCUAUCCGGAGGGGCCAAUCUUGAUGCACGAACCCAGUGUUCAUCUCUACCUAGAACCGAAACUCGAAGAAGCUAUGAAAUUCGACGUCAUCAUAAAUGUUGCAAGAGAAGUGAAGAAUCCAUUCAAGGCUUUAGAUGAAGAAAAGACAUCGAAAGAAUCGGAACCAGCAGCAUCAGAACCGUCGAGUAAUAUUCUAAACACAAGUGACAUAGCUCCUGAUACAGCCAUUUCGAUGAUGUCGUUCAAGACAGCUUUCGAGGUCCAGCCAUCCGGCUCAACAGAAUCAUCACCUACAACGCCCAAGCCUGCGCCAGACAAAAAGGUGCCCGAGUAUAUACAUGUACCUUGGGAUCACAAUACUGAUGUGAAGGAUGAACUGUGGGACCUUUGCCAAACAAUCGAAUCGAGGACGAAGGAGGGAAAGCGUGUUCUUGUGCAUUGUCAACAAGGUGCAAGUCGAUCAGCAACUCUGAUCAUUGCAUACCAUAUGUACAUGAACCAAGAGUUGGGGCCCAACGAGGCAUAUUCGCUUGCACAGUCGAAAUCACGCUGGGUGAAUCCUAACAUGUCCCUCCUUUUCUCUUUGAACGACUUCAAAAAGGUCAUCGAGGCAAAGAAAUUGGAGAAGAGUAAUGCUGCCCGGAAACCCACAGUGAAGCACAGGCCAACAUUAUCAGCUGAUGGCGUAGAACCACCACCAACACCUUCAAGAGCUCGAGGAAACUCAACACCCAGCAUCUCGGCUCGCGACAAUGCUGUUGCUAAGGCUGACGAAAAGUCAGUACCUCCGACUGAUUCAGCCGUCGAGCGGUUGAGUGCGUUCGAUUUUGGCUUUGGUGGUAUGUCGAUUAGCCAUCAACCGAUUCAGAGGAGUCAGAGGAGCCAUGAAUGGGAAGACUUACUGUCACCGCGAUUGACGGAAAUGACUACCAACCCAAUGCAUGACUUCUCACGCAGCUUUGGUUCCACCCGCGAAGAAGCCCCCACACCCGAACUCUUUUCUCCACGAGCUUUCGAGUUUCCACGAUCGUCCUUCUUCCCACCUCCUUCAGUAUUCCGAAAUUCCCUCGCCGUGGAUGACGACCCAAGAAGCCCACCAAUGAAAGGUGAGGCUCCCAUAACGCGGUCCAUCGACAAUUUCCUAUGAACACGAAGUAAAUAGAAGGCAUUUGAUUUGAAGGAACCACAAAUCCAAUAAUCAGGAUGGGUAGGCGAUUUGGACUAUAUGGAGCUGCAAAUUUGCAUCUAUACCGCAUCACUUUGAUCCGGUUCAUGGUUCAGGGGCAUUUGAAACUGGGGACAGCAAACUAUUCCUUUUUUUUAUAUCAUCGGGCGUUUGCAAGCAAUACAUGCUGUGGAUGUCGAUAACGAUGAAGGGAACAACUAUCCAGGCGUUGCAUCGGUUGGCGUUUUUAUAUUUUCUUUUUAUCUGCGCGCGUGGGUGUGGGCUGGUCUUCCAUCCAUGGACUUCGAUCGUGGAUUCGGAGUAGAUCGCUCUCAAGUGUAAAAU